GCUGAGCUUAAGGGGCUUUGGAUAUUGACGUGGAAUUCCUUUGUAGAUUUUAAAUCUUGUACUUUGCUGCUGUUAUUAGAUUUAAGACACUUUUGGCCACCCGAAAAUGAGCUUCAGAAAUCGCACGAUCACAAUCCGGCCGCCUUGAGCGAACAUCAGUUGCGCGUGCAGGCCUCGCUGCAGCGUCUCAACAUACCCGACUGGUUCCGACAAUACAAUCAGAACACAUCACGCUCGCCGGAGGGCAAUACAGUGGUCGGCGGCGCCUACAAGCCCGGCAAUUUCACACGCAAACGCACCACAGAAUCUGGCCGUUGGGCGGGGCUCAACUCGAAGACCACAUCACUCAGUUCGCUCGGCUCACAGCGCUCCGAUCGCAGUCCACUACUGCUCAGCCCAUCAGCGCAUAGUCAUCAUGGCGGUCAGGUGGCGCAGCAGCAUGGCACCGCAGGCACAAGCGCAUACGGCACAGCUGGUGGCGGUGCAGGCGCAUUUUCACGCUGGUCCACCUCGCAUUUGAAUUCGUCACAAACAUCACCGAGCGUUUCGCAACGCGGCUCUUUCACGCGCGGCGGUCCAAUCAACUCAAGUUUCAUAUCGGUGGCUAGCGGACAAAGUAGUGUGAUAAGAAGUUCCUACCGGCAGCCAUAUUUGGGUUGGCGCAGUCAGGAGAAGCUGUCACAGCGCACGCCCCAUGAACGCUUGGCUUCGUCGUUACUCGCGCAACAACAACGCACAUCGCCCACACAAAGGAGUGCCGGCGUCGCUGCAAAUGGUGAAAAUGGCAAAUUGCUGCCAGUUACACCGGAAAUACAGAGCUCCAUUAAGGAGGUCACAUCGGCGAUUGUGCAUUAUGUGAACGAUCAAACGCAACAACAACAACAGCGCAGCAGAUCGACGAGUCCCAACUCGAGAAAAUGUUGGCUUGAAUCCUCAUUUGUUGGCAUACGCCCGCUGGACUCACCACAAACACCGGUCAUCGAGAAUACAGCAACUGCAUUUAGUAGCGCUACCAAUACCAACAACACCACCACUAAUAACAGCGUCAGCAGCAGCCAGUAUAACAAUUACAAUUAUAAUUACAAUUACAAUACGAAUAAUUCAUCAACAAAUACAUUAACGGCAAUAACAACACCAAAUAGUAUUGGUGGCAUUGGUAUCACCACAGCGAUCACCACAAAUCCACAUGUAUUACGCAUGAACGGUCUGAGUAUCGUUGGCGGUGGUGAGUCGACAAUUAUGAUUUAGGCAACAUUUUUAAUUAAAUACUACAUAAUACU
Messenger RNA from Rhagoletis zephyria (snowberry fruit fly), 1280 nucleotides. RefSeq names its product rho GTPase-activating protein gacZ-like. NCBI's taxonomy places the organism in Eukaryota, Metazoa, Arthropoda, Insecta, Diptera, Tephritidae. Gene Ontology annotation, biological process: cell-cell junction organization. The record is from RefSeq and is a predicted model, not a curated record. Gene Ontology annotation, cellular component: apical junction complex; plasma membrane.